AGACAAGCCUCGGCGUUCAAGUUUAUUUUGGUGCUUGUAAUAUGCUUUAUCCAAUUUGUAAUCUGUUCCCAAUAGUCAAGGAUUGGCGGGCAGCUCCACCAAAUGUGUAAGAAGGAUCCCGUCUCCCUGCCGCAUCGCCAGCAGCUAUGAAAGAACUACAUAAAACAGUACCAAACUCUUAUCAUCGCUAUUCUUUCCACUGUCUGUCAUCCCUUACGAAGAAAGCAGUUGAAAAGGAUACAGUAGGUAAUGAAAAAACAAAAGGGCAAUAUUUCAUGAACAAUGAUGAACCCUUUGUAAAAAUACACUCGAUCGUUGGGAGCAGACACACCAGACAGUUUUCCAAGGAUUUGUUCAGCACAAAAAAUUCACCCAUUCGUGCCAUUCCAAAGGAUUCCCAUUCCUCGAACUCCUUGGAUAUCACUUUUCUCCACGACUUGUUACUAAAAGACCUAAAAGGGUGAAGUUUCUACUAAAAUGAACGCCAUCCAAAAACUAAGAGAGGAGUUAAAUACCUGGGACAAGAAAAUAUCAACUCUUGUGAAUGGGAAACGGAGACUAGAAAAAGUUGUGUCCCGAUACCCAAAACUGAAGCGGUGCAGCAGAUAUCACAUUGAAGGGGAGAUGUUGUAUGAUAGACAACGCUUGCUUGAGCUGAGGAAGAAGACAGAGAGGCUGGAACCCUAUCAGCACCUCUUCUAUUAUCUCCAGACCCAACCCAAGUACCUGUCUGAGCUAUUCUGUCAGAUAUCAGAACAUGAAUAUACGAGUCUUGCAGGAAGACUUCUCCACAGCUUGUAUAAUCAUGCCAUAACUCCACGAGAAGAAUAUCAUCUAAUGAAAUUUUUGGAAAAUGCUAUUCAUUACGAGGUUGACAAAAAAUGUACUAAUAUCAUGGAUAUAUUACAAGACAAAUGCCUGGUUAUUAGGGCUGCCUUCAGCUUUUACAAUCAGGCUGCAAAAUGCAACCAGAAGCUCAAUUCAGUGAUAAAGGACAUAGUUCAUUUACAUUACAAAGUUCUGGGAAAACGUCUGAACGUACCCUACAUGGCAGGCCGAGUCUUACAUGCAAUAUUCUCAGAUGUGCAGGCUCUACCUUAUGGAAUUAGGUAUGUGGCAAAAGUCCUAAGACAAGUUCUGCACAGAAAGUUCCACAAGGCAACUAAAGAUGAAGUCCUUGACACUCUUUGCAUUUUGAUCUACAAGUAUUACCUGCCAGCCAUAGUAUAUCCAGAUCGCUUUGGCAUAAUUGACGCUCAACUGGAAAGAAUGUCAAAGCAAAGAGAGAACCUCAUAGUCAUGGCUGCGCUUACCGGCAUAACCAUGAGGGACAGUCUCUUCCCCACAGGCAAUGCUAAUGGUGCAAUCAAAGAUGACUAUAUAGUAAAACACUACCCGCAUCUUAAGAGCAUGCUUGAGGAUGUUUUUAAAAUUCCAGAACCAGAGAAGAAAUUUGGCUUCGAUGAAUAUUCUGACAUGAUUUCUGUAAAGAAGCCAGUGAUAGAUAUCCAUGCAAUGGACAUUGUAAGCACACAUGAGCUGCUUUCAAAAUAUGAAAAAGUGGUCUUCCCAGACCAAUCAGACACUCUUUAUAACAUUUUCAAGGCUCUUGGACCAGCUCCUUACGUUAGAGAGCUUCUUUUUGGUGAGGCUGAAGCUGCUGCUAACAGAGGUAAGAAUGUGGUGGAAAUUGAAGUUUGCCUCUCCUUAGACAGCAAAUAUAUUCCACAUAAAGAGAAAGGCUCAGACGCUUCACAGGAUGCUGGGAUUUCAAAAGUAAUAGACUUCCAAGAUAUCCUGAACAAUAUUGCCAAGGAUAUCACCACGAAAAAUAAACUUCAACUGCAGCAACAAGCUGAAAUAAGGAAGCUCAGACAGGCAGCGGAUGCCCUCAAAGCUAGCUAUAAAUAUUACCAGGACCAGGUAGACCAGUAUCAAAGCUUCUGGAACAGUUUCCUUGAAAACUUAGUAAGCCAAAAGUCAUUCAAUACUGAUAUGACCAAGAAGGAAAAAGGGAACAAAGAGAUGCAAAAGGAGACAGAGAAGCAAGAUGACUUUAAGAUAUUGGGGCUGAAGGAGGAGAAGAAGCAAACUAGGGAGGAGACGAGGACCUGGCUUCAUAAAUUGGUCAGCCCAAAGUCACCCACUAGUAAAAUAUACUGCAGCAAAACUGCAGAACAAAGGUAUCAUUGUUGACAUCAUAGGUAAGGAGACCAAGAAGCUGAAGAAAGAAAACCUUACAAUAGAAUUUGAAGAUAACCAUCAAAUUAAAAUCAGCGUCGGUGAAAAGUUUCUUCUCCUUCACAUUGCUGACAUCCUAAAACACCAUUAUAGCAAAGUACCAAGCAUGGUGUUAUUCUGCUAUCGUAUUGAUGUUAGCAUGUUGUUAUUUCUGGUGUACAGCAAGCUUUAUGUCAGAACAAAUGAGAUGUAACCCACUGUAACAAAAAUAACACUGUAGGUUGUCGAUCCGGGGAGCAGUACGUUUUUCUACGAAACGGACGUAGGGCGGAGCGGCGCGCUGUCGUCACCCAAACAAGCUCCAAACGUUCCCCAGCGGACGGGUGUCUAUGAAUUUGUGUUCCGGCCGGCACAUCAGAUUCAAGGCGAUCUUUUUACUGCAUUUCUGUAAGUGCAUUACUUUUUAAAAAUAA
Rana temporaria (common frog) is the source of this 2654-nucleotide messenger RNA. RefSeq names its product ras GTPase-activating-like protein IQGAP2. Gene Ontology annotation, biological process: regulation of GTPase activity; regulation of actin cytoskeleton organization. Gene Ontology annotation, molecular function: actin filament binding; GTPase activator activity; calmodulin binding. The coding region runs from base 478 to 2196 and encodes 572 amino acids. The record is from RefSeq and is a predicted model, not a curated record. Gene Ontology annotation, cellular component: cytoplasm. The transcript has 2 exons. NCBI's taxonomy places the organism in Eukaryota, Metazoa, Chordata, Amphibia, Anura, Ranidae.